AUGGCAUCCGACGACUCCAUCCCAACCCUCAAAAUACUUUUGAUAGGCCCCUCGGGAGCGGGCAAAUCCGCAUUACUUAUACGAUAUUGCGACGACCAGUUUGAUUCGGAGAGUAGUACUGCUACUAUCGGAGUUGAUUUUAAGCUCAAAACCCUCUCGAUACACGGGAAACCCUACCGACUCAAUCUCCUCGACACAGCAGGCCAAGAACGCUUCCGCACACUCUCGAAUUCCUACUAUCGCGGUGCGCAUGCCGUGCUCCUCGUCUACGAUGUGACGAAUCGCGAAAGUUUUAAUAGUAUGGGGAGGUGGGUGGAGGAGGCGGAGAAUAAUGCCGUGGAUGGGUGUGUGUUUUGGGUUGUGGGGACGAAGUGUGAUUUGGGGAAGGGCGGGAAGAGGAUGGUUAGUGUGGAGGAGGGGAAGGCGUUGGCGGAUGGGUGGAGGGAGAGGGGGGUUAAUAUUUGUGGGUGGGGGGAGUGUAGUAGUAAGACUAGGGAAGGGGUGAAGGCGGUUUUUGAGGGGGUGGUAAGGGAGGUUGUCAAGAGGCCUGAGUUGUUGAAGGGGGGGCAGAGGAAGUCGGGAGGGGUUACAAUCAGAGCAGCUAAUGAUAGCUAUACAUCGGGAUGUGCUUGCUAG
Sclerotinia sclerotiorum 1980 UF-70 is the source of this 636-nucleotide messenger RNA. RefSeq lists its product as hypothetical. Lineage: Eukaryota; Fungi; Ascomycota; Leotiomycetes; Helotiales; Sclerotiniaceae. Gene Ontology annotation, molecular function: GTP binding; GTPase activity. The transcript has 4 exons. Bases 1 to 636 code for a protein of 211 amino acids. The record is from RefSeq and is a predicted model, not a curated record.